CGUGGAAUCGGGCCCUGUCCGAAGGAAGAUGAUGGCGAUGCCGAUGCCGACCGGCAAGUCCGAGCGAGCAGAUAAAGUUCUCCCUCGAUGAUAAGCUCUCAUCGGCAUUUCGUCAGACACCUUGCGGGCGACGGCCCUCCGCUCCCUCGGAGGCCAUGAACUCUCGCCCGCCGGAGACGUCCCGACCCAUCUGAUCCUCCCGGCUCUCGUGCAAGGAGUACAGCAUGAAUCCUCUCUGCAAAUCUCUGGGCUCUCUCCCCGUGAAACCUCCUCCUCUGCCGCUCAAUCCCCCGCUUCACCUCCAGUCCGCAGGGUCCCUCCGUUUCUCUCGCUCCUCCUUCCUCAGCAGCCCUGGAAACCGUAAAUUCAGACCGACCCUCGUCUCGAGAGCCCCGCCGGGGUCUCUCGGCGCGCUCCGAAGCGCCCCGGUUAGAGCCUCCGCCGGCGCGGACAUCGACAUGGUGAAGAACAAGCAAGGUGUCUACGCCCCCAAGCAGAAGAAGGUGGUGGUGCUGUGGGACCUGGACAACAAGCCGCCGCGGGGGCCGCCGUUCCAGGCCGCGACCGCCCUCAGGCGGGUGGCGGAGAACUUCGGCGACGUCGUCGAGAUGUCGGCGUACGCCAACCGGCACGCGUUCAUCCACCUCCCCCAGUGGGUCGUCGAGGAACGCCACGAGCGCAAGCGGCUGGACAUUCUCGAGCGCAAAGGUGUUGUGACUCCGGCCGAGCCUUACGUUUGCAGGGUGUGCGGCCGCAAGUGUAAGACGAAUUUGGACUUGAAGAGGCAUUUUAAGCAGUUGCACGAGCGAGAGAGGCAAAAGAAGCUGAAUAGAAUGAGGUCUUUAAAGGGGAAGAAGAGGCAAAAGUACAGGGAGAAGUAUAUAGCUGGGAAUCAUAAGUAUAAUGAGGCGGCGAGGGUGUUGAUCAAGCCAAAAGUCGGAUACGGUUUGGCAUCGGAGUUGAGGAGAGCUGGCGUUUUUGUUAAGACUGUGGAGGAUAAGCCACAGGCAGCGGAUUGGGCCCUGAAGAGGCAAAUGCAGCAUUCAAUGAGUAGAAGGAUUGAUUGGUUGUUUUUGGUGUCUGAUGAUUCGGACUUUUCGGAGAUGUUGAGGAAGGCAAGGGAGGCGAAUUUGGGGACGGUUGUGGUUGGGGAUUGGGAUCGGGCAUUGGGAAGGCAUGCUGAUUUGUGGGUUCCUUGGAAUGGGGUAGAGAAUGGGGAGGUCACUGAGGAAAAUUUGGUGCCCAAUAGGAGGAGAGAGAGGGAGGACACUGAAGGGGAGGACGGUUUCUUUUCACUUUCAGUCUUUGAUGAGGACGUUGAUGGGGACAGCGACUUGGACAAUGUAGUGAAUGAGCUUGUUGCAGGAAGGUCUGAGAUUGGUAGCGUGAGGAAUUCUGUUUUUUCAGAAGGAGAGGAUGACGAGGAAGAAGAUGAAUGGGACACAGUGGAAGUACCCAAUGGCUUUGUGUUGGGGUAUAGUGAGGAUGAGGAAGAUGUCUUCUUCUGAUACAAAAAUUAUCUCUCGUUGUCAAAGUUUGUUUCAUAGCCAAUUUGAUAAUUGAAUUGCAAUGACAUUGUGUUCAAGAGCUGUUCAUAGGUUACCUGGGAAGAGAUGGCCAUAUGGACGAAUUGGCGACUAAUUAGCUGGUUUGUUUCCGACAAGUUUGCGUACAAAAGUUACCGAUCUGUGUAUAUUAUAGACCAUAUUUCUCAAAGGCUUAACUCUCUUACUGGAUCUAUCGCUUGGAUUAACAGCAAUACAAGGCUCAUUUUGUGUCUUCUUCAUCAACCGCAACUAUUUCUUUUUGAGACAGGAUAAUAAAUCUGCUCUGGUAUAAAUUCACCCUUA
This is a messenger RNA of Eucalyptus grandis, 1850 nucleotides long. RefSeq lists its product as uncharacterized. The coding region runs from base 225 to 1508 and encodes 427 amino acids. The transcript has a single exon. The record is from RefSeq and is a predicted model, not a curated record. Lineage: Eukaryota; Viridiplantae; Streptophyta; Magnoliopsida; Myrtales; Myrtaceae.